AUGUCUCGUAGAGGAGAACAGUUUGAUCGGUUGCGAGUAAUAGGCGCGCUUGCCCUCAGGCAGAGACAUCCGUCAAUCCAUCGUGAUGAUCUCCGCCGCUCCCUCCUCCCUCUUUUCUUGCAUUUCGACUCUGGAUUUCUCGCCCGCACGGCCCAUUGUCCCCGCCUCAUUGACCCUUCUUCCACUCCCGACAGUCGAGUUCGUCUUCUGGAGAUAGCUCAGACGACGUCGUUUGUCUCGAUAUAG
This is a messenger RNA of Aspergillus costaricaensis CBS 115574, 246 nucleotides long. RefSeq lists its product as uncharacterized. The transcript is spliced from 3 exons. The coding region runs from base 1 to 246 and encodes 81 amino acids. The record is from RefSeq and is a predicted model, not a curated record. NCBI's taxonomy places the organism in Eukaryota, Fungi, Ascomycota, Eurotiomycetes, Eurotiales, Aspergillaceae.